Messenger RNA from Aspergillus niger, 2508 nucleotides. RefSeq lists its product as hypothetical. The record is from RefSeq and is a predicted model, not a curated record. Gene Ontology annotation, cellular component: nucleus. The transcript has 14 exons. Lineage: Eukaryota; Fungi; Ascomycota; Eurotiomycetes; Eurotiales; Aspergillaceae. Bases 1 to 2508 code for a protein of 835 amino acids. Gene Ontology annotation, biological process: positive regulation of transcription by RNA polymerase II. Gene Ontology annotation, molecular function: transcription cis-regulatory region binding; DNA-binding transcription factor activity.
AUGGUCGCCGAGCGGGUCCCCAUGGUCGCGACGGACUCCGGUAGUAAUUCCCAGUCGCGAGGUAUUCCCGGUUUUCGUCGCACACCAGCAGGGAUCGAAUGCUCGGGAUCCGGUCGCUUUCGCUUCAGCCCCGGCCUAGCGAGUCGGGGAAAACUCAAAGGCUGCACGAUUCCGAUACCUGAUGUCGACCCGAGAUCGGUAUACAAAGAAGGCUCAGAUGGCCCUCGUCCUAUUCGGUGGAAGGAUGACCGGAAUAGAAUCAACAAAAAACAGAAGCCCAGACUUAGCGAAAAGGAGCGGGUAGUCCGGAAUGGACUGGUCACAGAGAGGGGUUCGGCCAGUGGAGGCAGAGCUCUCGCACAAUCAAUAUCUGUCGCAAACCAGGACGUUAUCCUUAGCUCAGGACAAGAAUUGUAUAGGAACAUACCUUCUGAGACCCCCCGGCCAUCCUCAAUAAUGGAGACGUCUGUUGGGCAGUGGAUCGCACCAGUCGAUUACAGAACCCGCGAAUCAUUCGACUACUUCGCGAAAUACAUCGCUCCUGUCAUGGUUGUUCUUGAUAUAUCCAAUGGCUACCGGGACAUUAUCCUGCCCAUGGCUUUUGAAGACAGCCUUCUACAACAGGCCGUUGCUGUUGUGGCCGCGCAACAUCUUGGCUCCCGACACCCCUCAUGUCGAGCGGCGACCGAGUCCAGCCGGUCGGCAAUAAUAUCUCGCUUACGACGUGAUUCUCAGCUUGGUUCGCCCGAUCUCGUGUUUAAUUCAUCCACUUGGGCGACUCUGAUCGUGCUACUUGUUGGGGAAACCGUCACCGGAAGCUCCGAGUAUAGCCACCUGUUACGGACUCUCCUCACCCUGGCCCAAAACAUGAGAAGCGUCGGAAAUACCGAGCUGAGAGAUUUUCUCACAAAGCAGACGGACAUGUUUGCGUUCCUUGGACAGCCACUUUUGAACGAAGACCUGGGCGCGGAGAGACUUAGAAAUCCGGUUGAUCCAAGUGUCUGGAUGGCUUCGAGAGUUAACGCUGAUUCGCACCAUCACAGAACAUUGUCACUUGUCAGGAAAGUCUUCUCAAAGGGUGCACAAAUAUAUCUUCAGCGUGCGACUACAAAUCAAAGCUCGUGGCAUGUUUUGGAAGAGCUGCGCCAGCUUCUUUGUCAGAUGAGCCCCACGGAGCCAGGUGCCCAUGGAUUCGUAUGGUCAUGCUUCAUUGCAGCAGCGGAUAGCGUGGAUCCCGAGCACAGAGCUUUCUUCAGCGAUUACUUGAAAGGGGUAUAUUCACGAACAAUGUUCGACAAUAUCCCUAAAGCUCUUGACGCCUUACCUGCCAUUUGGGAUCUGCAGGGUUCCGCGAAAGUUGUCGGUUUACCUCCAAUUCAGGCUGAUAGACACGGUAACAGCCCCGGGUGGCAGGGGCGCACAAAGAUGUGGCCUGCAUACGUCAGUAAAGGUGGAAUAGUCAACUAUCCGAUCGGAUUAAGUGAGCCGAUUACAAAGGUGGGUCACCAUACAUUGGCGGCCUCAGCUGACAGGAAAAGCAACCUUUACUCACCUUGCAGUUGGAUGGUUCAAAAUUCAAGCUCGGGAGUCCCCGUAAAAAGGACAGAGGGAAUUGCCGGGGGUGCAUGUGAAACGAAGAAAACCUACGGAAGAGAGGAAAAAUCCGUUAGAGCUUGUUUCGCUACGAGGGCUAGAAAGGGGAUGGAAGGGGCUCUAGGUUCUACCUUCUACCAAGGCCCCAUGAGCACCAUGCAAAUACUCUCCGGUAAAGUCACUACGGAUUAUCACGAUGGCCGAGCUGAUAUUAUCCUCUCUCAAGUUCUACAUAUAACAUUGUAUCCGGCUCCACACGAUACUGAUGGGAAUCACUACUGCCAUUCCAUGGGAACGGACCGACACUUCACAUUGUCAGCCUUCUCGGCAAUUCUCUGCUCUUUUCUCGAUAUUGUCAUCCUCACUCGUAACAUGCGAGGAACCUCACAAUUCUUGUCCACUCCACAAAAGCUUGAUUCUCUGAAUGCUAAGCUGUGCCUCUUCGCCGGGAAACCUGCUUAUCCAGCUGCUACCCUGAAAGUCUCGUCAUUGACUUCGGACUGCACACCUGUUGACUGGCUUGUUAUUUCUAUUCUCAAUUAUCCCUGGAGAUCACUCACCAAAACCGGACCUUCUGCCCAUGAGCUGAAUAGUUCAGUCCGGCUAUGGGCAGAUCAGCUUUCGGCUGCUGGGAAGGCUCAGUCAGGCUUAUCACUUCGCGCCGUUGAAACGACCGCGGGAAUUGGAACACUAGGAACUGGCAUUGAAUCAGUGUCUGCCUCUCAGGGACAUAUGAAUGAACAAGCUCUGAACCAAGCAUCUAAUGUUAGGGAAAACUUGUCGACAUUCACUCAGCCACAUGAUGUUCAUCUACCAUGGCAAAUCCUGGCUUCUGGUUGUCUGCCCGAUAUUGCGUCUAAUGUGGUCUGGCUCUGGUCUGGCUCUGGUCUUGCUCUGGGGUCUGAUUUGGGAUGA